AUGCUAUUAUUUAGAUCUGCCACCAAAGCACCGUUCAUCUCAUACGAUGACGAGCCCCUGGCACUUCUCGGCCAGAAUCCAGCCAUUGAGUUGAUCGAGAAGCGUCCAGGCAACUUUGCGGGAGAAGCUGGCGUCACGCAGCCGGGAACAAACAACUCGUACAUGUUCAUCACUGUCCUGCCCUUCGCCAAGGGCUCAACCACGACAGAUCGCCUGCCUCAGGGUCUGUGGCGCUGGGACCCCCAGAAGAAGGUCUUAUUACCUGCCAUCAGCAGGACUGAGUUCCCCGUCGCCAACGGCGUCCGACCAUCGAGGGACCAAAAAACUCUUUGGGUGACCGACUUUGGCGGCGAUGAGCGAAGUAGAAUUUGGGCGCUACCGGCUCAAGUAGGAGCACCGGCGAUCUACAAAUACGAUCUCAAUGAAGACAUGUGGCCUGUCAACAAGCGAACCUUUGGUGUCUCGAGAAUGCAGGCUCCGGAUGGCAUCCGCAUCGAUGACAAGGGUAGAGUUUGGACGGGUGAGGGUGAAGGUGUUAUGGUCCGAAGUUCUCAAGGGAAGGUUAUCGGUGUCUUUAAUGGACAGUUUUUCACGAGAGAUUCUGUUAACACGGCGAUUGUACAAUUCGAGCUCGCCGGGGAUGUUCUGGUAGUGUUGGGCUAG
Molecule: messenger RNA, 663 nt
Organism: Colletotrichum lupini
Lineage: Eukaryota; Fungi; Ascomycota; Sordariomycetes; Glomerellales; Glomerellaceae
Product: D-lactonohydrolase
Exons: 3
Coding region: 1-663 (220 amino acids)
Source: RefSeq, a predicted model, not a curated record